Messenger RNA from Rhizopus microsporus ATCC 52813, 720 nucleotides. RefSeq lists its product as uncharacterized. Bases 1 to 720 code for a protein of 239 amino acids. Gene Ontology annotation, biological process: proton motive force-driven ATP synthesis. The transcript has 6 exons. Gene Ontology annotation, molecular function: proton transmembrane transporter activity. The record is from RefSeq and is a predicted model, not a curated record. Lineage: Eukaryota; Fungi; Mucoromycota; Mucoromycetes; Mucorales; Rhizopodaceae.
AUGUCUCUUAGAUUAUUGACUAAAGGUGCUGCAGUCGCCGCUGCCCGCCCUGCCUUCACUGCUGCCCGCCAAACUGUUCGUUCUUCUGCUGUUCGUGGAUUCACCACUGCAACUCAAGAGGAAUCUAAGCAAAAGCCCAACAGCAUUGUCGAUGCUCUUCCCGGUAACUCUAUUGUUGCCAAGGCUGGCUACCUCACUGGUGCCACUGGUUUAGCUACCUUCUUGAUCUCCAAAGAAAUCUACAUCUUGAAUGAAGAAACAUUAGUCUUGAUUGCUACUACCGGUCUUCUCGGUGUUCUUCUCAAAUAUCUUAGAGAACCCUUUACAAACAUGGCUGAUGAGCAUAUUGCUCGUAUCAAGAACAUCUUGGUCCAAGCUCGUGAAGAUCACAAGACCGCUGUCCAAGAGCGCAUUGAUGAAGCUGGUCAAAUGAAGGACCUUGUUGAUGUCACCAAGGCUCUCUUUGAACUUUCUCGUGAAACUGCCAAGUUAGAGGCUGAAGCCUUUGAAUUGAAGCAAAAGGUCGCUGUUGCUGCCGAAGUCAAGUCUACUUUGGACUCUUGGGUUCGUCAUGAAGCCAGUCUUCGUGAACGUGAACAGAAGCAAUUGGCUGCUUACUUGUUUGAAAAGAUUAACAAGGAUCUUCAAGAUCCCAAGAUUCAACAACAAAUUUUGGACCAAGCCCUUUUGGACGUUGAAAACAUUGCAAAGAGAGCUUAA